AGCUGGAAAAGGCCCUUGCUUGAGUUUCAAGCAUUGGUGGCUCCGAAGUCUCCCAACCAAACACCAAAAUCUCAAACCUUAAAAAUCUGACUUAAAUCUCAAACCACUGUUGAAACCCAGAAAUCCUUUGGGGCAAAAACCAAAAAAAGGUUAGAGAAAUAGAAAAUGGCGAGCAAUUCAAUCAACUUGGAAGAUGUACCGUCUGAAUCGCUGAUGACUGAGCUUCUUCGCCGCAUGAAAUGCGCCACCAAACCCGAGAAGCGUCUCAUCCUCAUCGGUCCACCUGGAUCGGGAAAAGGUACUCAAUCACCAAUAAUCAAGGAUGAGUACUGCCUGUGUCACUUGGCCACUGGUGAUAUGCUGAGAUCCGCUGUCACUGCUAAAACCCCUCUCGGUAUUAAGGCCAAGGAGGCUAUGGAUAAGGGAGAGCUUGUUUCCGAUGACCUAGUUGCUGGCAUUAUUGAUGAAGCCAUGAAGAAACCUUCAUGUCAAAAAGGUUUCAUUCUUGAUGGAUUUCCAAGGACUGUUGGCCAAGCACAGAAGCUUGAUGAAAUGCUUGAAAAGAAAGGAGUUAAAAUUGAUAAGGUGCUUGAUUUUGCAAUUGAUGAUUCGAUCUUGGAGGAGCGGAUUACUGCUCGCUGGAUCCACCCUGCUAGUGGUAGGACCUACCAUACAAAAUUCGCACCUCCUAAAGUUCCCGGCGUUGAUGAUGUGACUGGGGAGCCUUUGACUCAACGUAAAGAUGAUACUGCGGAAGUUCUCAAGUCAAGGCUAGAGACAUUUCACAGGCAAACCGAACCGGUGAUAGAUUAUUAUUCCAAGAAGGGGAUAAUCGCGAAGCUCCAUGCCGAGAAGCCCCCGAAAGAGGUUACGGAAGAGGUGAAGAAAGUACUCUCUUGAAGAGACCUCGUUGCAGAUGAGAUUCUAUGGGUGGUCUCAUGAAUGUUGCUUCUUUUAACAUACAAACAGGGACGAAAGAUUUUAGAGUUCUGUCAUGUUUUGAGUACAUGUCAUUGUUAUUUUGGCCCAUAUAUCAGGCAUUGUUCAAGUACUGAUGAUGAUGAUGCUUAUACUUGACAACAGUUGUUUUUUGGACAAUUUU
Messenger RNA from Hibiscus syriacus, 1102 nucleotides. Its product is annotated as adenylate kinase 4-like. Bases 166 to 900 code for a protein of 244 amino acids. The record is from RefSeq and is a predicted model, not a curated record. Gene Ontology annotation, biological process: nucleobase-containing compound metabolic process. Lineage: Eukaryota; Viridiplantae; Streptophyta; Magnoliopsida; Malvales; Malvaceae. The transcript is spliced from 6 exons. Gene Ontology annotation, molecular function: ATP binding; AMP kinase activity. Gene Ontology annotation, cellular component: cytoplasm; mitochondrion.